AACCCGACUGAAGCACACAAUGCAGUUUGACUGCUACGGGUUAUCCGCCCAGGCUUCAUGGAUGUCUCUAAUAACAAGAAGAAAUGAAUGUAUUCUAAUUUGACGAUCGGGGCGAAAAGUAAACUCUCAUAAAUAUUUUUCAACGUUUCGUGUGAGGCAAAGCAAGUUUAUGCUGCUGAGACCGGCGAAAUCUCUAGCUUUACCAGACUGAGUGGCUCACACAACGGGCCGCGGAAGGAGGUGCCAGGCCGGCGCUGACGGAGUAGCGCUUAACAUCACUGACGGCGCAACUCCAGCCCGAGGCUUCAGGCCCGUUUCAAUUACUAUCGUUAUAAAUGGAGGCUUGGACGAAAGCAGAAGCCAGAGGAAAAUGGCCCUCUGUAGUGCUCGAGUGAUGAAUGUGACAAUGUCUUUACAGAAAGAAAAUUACUUGAAUAUCUCAAAUCAUUCAUAAUCGGCGUGUUGUUGGAUAAAACGGGCCCAGACAUGACUGUACUCGGACUGCGGUGUGCUCCCACCUUCAUGCCUCCAAUAAACUCUAAUAUAUUAUAAGACAGGAAAAAUAAAUCACAUUUCGAUCCCACAACACCGGUCCUGGGCGUGUUCCUUUUUAUAAAUAAUAGUUGUAAACUGUCCCAAUCCGGACCAGGGCUUACUUUCUAAGUGCCUUUGUACGGACAUCGGUGCGGUGCUUUGACAUGGACGGUCCCAGUCGAAGCGGUGGGUUCAGGCAGAGCCGUCGCUCUCGCUCCCAACGUGACAGAGAGCGGCGGAGGAGGAGACCGGAUCUUGCCGAGCCCUGCUCGCCAUCCUCGGCCUCGGACCAGGAGCUAUGCAGACGAGACUCACUGCUCAGAGCCGGCGGAGAAUGCAGACCCGUCUUCCACGGCGCCAGACACCGGCCUCCACGUCGGAGAAAGCGAGAAUCCGUGUCUUGCGAGGAGGAUAUCAUCGAUGGCUUUUCCAUAGCCAGCUUCAUAAGCCUGGAAGCUUUAGAGAUGGACUGUUCUUUGAAGCCACCAGAACGAUCUGGCUUGUUAAUGGGAAGAGGAAGCAAAAGAAAGAGGGGCCUGGAUGAAAACGGAGGGCCUCUGUCAGAGCCAGAGGAAGGACCACCUGCAACGUUCACCAACAGCUGGGAACAGCGCAGGAAAAUCAAAUCAAAACUGAGGAGAAAGGGAGAGGCUAAGAUGUCUGGGAAUCACAUGGAGACAGGUUACAUUUGUGACACAGAGAGUGAAUCUGGCGAUAAGGCUUCGGAUAAUAUGGAGCCAGCGUUUAUCGUCCGCACAAGAGAAGCUGUUAACUCCAACAUGAUGGGCUCUGCGGCAGCCAACGGUUGCCCUCUCUUGCCCUUGAAUAGCUCUCAACCCCUUCUGUCAGUCACACCUCGGGUCUCUGGUCUGGAGAGAAGUCAAGAGAUGAGUAUGGAGCAGCCUUACCCUGAGCCCAUCUCUACCUCAUCCUCCCUUUCCAGCCUAAUAGCCCAUUCCACUGCCUCUGUGCCCACCUCACUUCCUGAACAACGUAAUGGAAAUGCAGGUCCUCAUCACCGCCGUGAUCAAAGCCCAACACAGCACAAACACAAGCCUUUCCUUCCUAUGUUUGAAAAGUCACAAUCGUUCUUUACAAUGGGAAGCAACAAUAGGAGCAGUACCUCAGGCAAGCUUCCAUCUUCAUCUGCCUCUUCAUCAUCAAUUAGGCCACCUACACCUGCUACAGGCGUGUCCCUCAGUCGAGGGCCAGGGGGUGUGAGAACAGUACGACCAUCUUCUCGACCAAGUCCUGGUGCUGUCUUCACACAAUCCCCUAGCCUUCCUCCACCUCCUCCUCUCCUGCAGGUGUCACCACACCGUUCGACAGAUCCAGACUUGAGCUGUCAGGAACUGACAGAAUCUAAUGCCUUACCCGGAGGACCGUCUGUUUCAAGCUCAAGCUCUGGGACCUCCAGCAGAUCCUCACAGGCCCAGGCAUCCAUUCCCACGAUGGCCUACCAGUUCCAUCAGCACAACCACCAGCACCAGCACACUCAUACUCACCAACACUUCUUACAUUCCACACCCGCUGCACCUCCACUGUUUGAUCAGGGCAAGUAUCCGGGCAAGAUAGAGGGUUUUUUUCGACACCCGUUCUUUUCUCAGUACCCACCAUCUGUCCCUGGAAUACAGCCUGUUCUUCCGCCCACAGGACCUUUCAGUUCAUUGGGGGGAGCUUUUCAGCCUAAGGGAGCUGCUCCAGAGAUGACUCCUGGUUUGGGAGUUGUACCUCCCCAUCUACAACCGAAAACUACAAGGCUAACAGACCCAUUUGCACCUCCAAAAGUCAGUAAUAAAUCAGGAAAAUGGUGUGCUAUGCAUGUCCGUGUGGCCUGGAUGAUAUUAAGGCAUCAAGAGAAAGUCAAGCUUAUGCAUGCUGAUCCACAAAAGCUGGACUUCCGUGAUGACCUGUUGCCUCGUCUACCCGGCCCUGGUAUUGGAGGACUAGGGGGUCUAGGACCACUUGGUGCCCCGCUUGGCCCAACUCAUGAUCUUACAAGACCAGGCCUGUUUGCAGCUGCUGGUGGAGUCAAUCCGUCCUCCACACCUUUCAUGCCUCCAUCAACUCCCCACUCCUCAUUCCUCAACCCAGCAGCACAUCUGGACCCAUAUGUGCGCUCGCCCCCCUUUUCCUCGCUGGGAACCCUGGGUUCUGGUGCCUUUGGAGGCUUAGGCAGUCCCACGAUAGCUGCCAAUGUUUUUGGACAUAAGGCUGAGCCCUCUGCAAGUGGGGUCGGAGGUCUAGGCAACCCCCACGAUCCAUGGAAUCGUCUGCACGUUGCCCCUGCCUCCUUCCCCUCUGGAUCCUCUUGGGCCAAAGGACAAGAGAAAAGGGAUGACAGAGGAAAGGCCCUGGAGAGAAGAGAACUGACUCAUAUUAAAGAUGAAAAAGACCGAGACAAUUUCUUGUAUGGACGUCAGCCAGUGCGAAUGUCGCCUGGUGUCCCAUCCCUCAAGCACCGCAGCAGCACCCCAAGUUCACACAUGAAUGGCUUGGGCCCGCUGAGCGGAGGUGCAUCUGAAAGUUGGGAGCGUGAGCGAGAAAGAGAGUCAGACAAGAGGCAACAAUCUGCAUCUAGAGCACAGACUUCGUCUUCCUCCGCAGCUCCGGAACGACCUCGAUCUUCAACAUCGUCUAUCCUCACAACCUCUCCUGCCAGGGCCCCCUUAGCCCCCUCUCCUCUGGAGCUGUUUCAACGGCAGCCACCACACACUCUCAGCACAGAAUCCAGCCAUUCUUCACAAAGAGAAAACAAUAGACCAGCCUCUUCCUCUGCUGGUUCACUUCCAGUCAAGAAACCUGAUCCGACCACUACGGUAACAAAACCUGCACUUGGUCUAAACUCUGGGUUGCUGCAUCCACAAGUCAAGGUCAAAGAAGAGCGUAAAGAGGAGCCUGAGCCGGUGCCCAUCUCCUUACCACAUCCUCCUGUACCUCAGCACAGCUUCGAACGACCUAGUAGCAGACACCCCCACCAUCCAUCCACCCCUUCUUCAACCCUCUCACUAACUCCUACACCUGGCGGGCCUCUCCCUCCUCCUACUCUACACAAUCCACACAAUCCUCACAAUCAACACAAUUCUCACAAUCCUCACAAUCAACACAAUCCUCACAAUCAACACAAUCCUCACAAUCAACACAAUCCACAUAAUCCCCACAAUCCUCAUCAUCACUUAUCUCUCUUAGAACGUUCACGGGCUAUCGAAGCCUAUCUUGGGAGUGGUGGAGGAUCAGCUGGACUGGUAAUAGGUGCUGAUCGGUUCCCACCACAUCCACACGGUCCACCUCAAGGUCAUUCCCACGCCACUCAUAGCUUUCCCUGGGACCCUUGGAGGGAUCUGGCUGCCCAACAACAACAGCAGCAACGCAGAGAUGUAUUGACUCUGAGGUCAGAUCCACACCUUAUGCUUCGCUCAGAUCCGCAUAUGUCUCGGUUGCUCCAUCAUCAACAGGUACAGCGCUAUUUGGAAGCAGAGAGAGCCACAUCAUCUGCUUCUUCUGCAGCAAACAGACAAGAGUUUGCCUUGAUGUCCCAUCAUUUUGAUGAGGAACAACGUGCUCAGAUAUUGCGGGAAGACUUUGAGAGAGCGCGAUACUUCGGGAUGCAUCCACACCUGUCCGCACCUCACCUUCCUGGCCCAUCUCAUGCUGCUCACCUAGAACAGCUUCAUGCAGGGCUUCUGGCUCACUCUCAUCUCCACCCCGGGGGAGCAUCUGGACCUUCACAUCACCCUGGCCUCUACUCUAGACUCGGACCUUUGCAUGCACACUCUCAUUUACCUAAUGGCAUUCUGACUAAGAGCCCAGGUCUGAUGGGGGCGUUGUCAGUUGGGGCUCCACCUCCUCUUAUUCCAUCUGUGAACAGAUCUUCUACUCCACCGCGUGGCUCUAGACUUGGUGGGGCAUCAGACUUGGCCCUUUUUACCACACAUAAAGAUGGGGAGUCCAGAUAGUACUAGAUAAAGCACUAGGUAAAGCUUAAGGAGUUGAUGUAGAACUGUGCUAAAGAAAACACUUCUCCCGUGGAAAGGUUUUGCAAGAACACUUGCAAAAGAGCUAAGCUUCGAAUGACCAUACUCAAGUGUUUUGAAACGACCUGGGGAGAAUGGAGAGACUUCCCAGGGAUGUUUGAUAUAUUUAUCCACUGUGCAUUUGUUAGUGCAAUUUAUGGUACUCUCUUGCUGUGCCCUGGUUUAUCUAGGGGUUUCAUUUCUGAAAGGCCUGUGGAUGUUCAAAGACUAUACGUUACUGGUAAUAAAAUGAAAACUGGCUGUCUUGAAGAGUGAUGAUCAAGAAUUGCGUUCAGAUAUACAGUUUAAAUUUUUACAAAUCACUAGAGACCUGUUUCUCCAACUGAAGUACUGUCGAGUUAUGGUCAUGUUCUUUGCGUUUGCAGGGAAAUCUGACCCUGACUGAAAUAGUCAAGUACUUCUCAUUGUGUGAAUCUGCACUGUUGGGAAAUGUAUGAAUUCAAAGAAACAUCAGUCAUCAUGGUUUUAAAUAUUCAAGUCAACCUUCAGGCAUCUUCCAUGAACAUCAGAAUGAACUUGAGAUUUAUUUUAUGCGUUCAAAAAAAUUAUUAUGAACUGUACAUCUUGUCGGAUAAUAUUUUAAAAUUUUAAGGGAAAGAACUGUCUCCCAUUCAUUAGUCUGAUUCGGUAAAGGAGCUGGGUCAGAAUAUAGUAGAAUAGUGAUAUUGCUUUUGUAAUAAUUAUUGUUAACAUUAAUUACCUUCCAUAAUAAAUAUAUUCACUGUU
Molecule: messenger RNA, 5294 nt
Organism: Triplophysa dalaica
Lineage: Eukaryota; Metazoa; Chordata; Actinopteri; Cypriniformes; Nemacheilidae
Gene: fbrs
Product: fibrosin
Exons: 19
Coding region: 699-4490 (1263 amino acids)
Source: RefSeq, a predicted model, not a curated record